AUGGGAGGUGAUAAUGGAGAUGUAGAAGAAGAAGUCAGCAAAGAAACCAACGGUGGAGAUGACGGAGUCAAUGUCAACAUCAGAUGCUCUAACGGCUCAAAAUUCACCGUCAAAAUUAGCUUGUCGUCAACCGUUGAUUCGUUUAAGCAGCUUAUCGCGAAUCAGUGUGAUGUGCCGUCUAAUCAACAACGAUUGAUUUACAAGGGUCGGAUCUUGAAGGAUGAUCAAACUCUACAGAGCUACGGUUUGGAGGCAGAUCAUGCUGUCCACUUGGUUCGUGGGUUUGCACCAUCUGCACCAGCCAAUGCAACUGCUGCAACAAAUACUGGAGGUUUGAAUACAACGCUAACUAAUACUAGAGCUGCUGGUUCUAAUGAUGACGGAGUACUUGGAGGAUCUGGUUUUGGGUCACUAUUUCCAGGACUUGGUUUAAAUGGAUUGGGUGGCAAUGGUGGUUUGUUUGGAGCUGGACUUCCAGAGUUUGAACAAGUGCAGCAACAGUUGACUCGGAACCCCAACAUCAUGAGAGACAUAAUGAACACGCCUGUUGUUCAGAACCUAAUGAAUAACCCUGAAAUCAUGCGAAACUUGCUAAUGAACAAUCCUCAAAUGCGUGAAAUCAUUGACCGUAAUCCUGAGCUGGCUCAUAUACUUAAUGAUCCCAGCACUCUUCGUCAAACACUUGAAGCUGCAAGAAACCCAGAGCUCAUGCGUGAGAUGAUGCGCAACACAGACAGAGCUAUGAGCAACAUUGAAUCUUCUCCUGAGGGAUUCAACAUGCUGAGGCGCAUGUAUGAAACUGUUCAAGAGCCGUUUCUUAAUGCAACAACAAUGGCUGGAAAUGCUGGAGCUGAUAGUGCAAACCCAUUUGCAGCUCUUUUAGGGACCCAAACUGGGAACCAGGCCAGAGAUGGAUCAACCAAUCUGUCAACCACUAGCUCUGAAGCAACCACUGGUUCUCCUGCUCCAAACACGAACCCACUUCCCAACCCUUGGAGCACUGGAGGUGCCCAAACUAACACCACUAGUUCGAACCCUACUGGUGAUACUAGGCCACAGGCACCUACUGGGCUAGGCGGACUUGGUCUCCCAGAUCUUGACAACAUGUUUAGUGCAACGCCAGAUGCUGCUAUGGUGAGCCAGUUGAUGCAAAAUCCGGCCAUCUCACAAAUGAUGCAAAGCUUCAUGUCCAGCCCUCAGUACAUGAACCAGAUUCUUGGUAUGAAUCCCCAACUCCGUAGCAUGCUUGAUUCCAAUCCUCAACUAAGAGAAAUGAUGCAAAACCCAGAAUUUCUUCGCCAGUUGACGUCUCCUGAGACGAUGCAGCAUCUCUUGACUUUCCAGCAAUCUCUUAUGUCUCAACUUGGUCGGCAGCAGUCUACCCAGGAACAAGGUCAGACUGGUGCUGGCACAGGAACAGCCAACAGCUCUGGUUUGGAUAUGUUGAUGAACAUGUUUGGUGGACUCGGGGCUGGCAGCCUGGCUGUUCCCAACAGAUCGAACGUGCCCCCAGAAGAACUAUAUGCGACUCAGCUGUCACAACUUCAAGAAAUGGGCUUCUUUGACACUCAAGAGAAUAUAAGAGCAUUAAUUGCAACUGCAGGGAAUGUCCAUGCUGCAGUUGAGCGUCUUUUGGGGAAUUCCGGCCAAUAG
Messenger RNA from Dovyalis caffra, 1653 nucleotides. The record is from the annotation of a GenBank genome assembly. NCBI's taxonomy places the organism in Eukaryota, Viridiplantae, Streptophyta, Magnoliopsida, Malpighiales, Salicaceae.